Molecule: messenger RNA, 2990 nt
Organism: Gossypium arboreum
Lineage: Eukaryota; Viridiplantae; Streptophyta; Magnoliopsida; Malvales; Malvaceae
Product: molybdenum cofactor sulfurase
Exons: 22
Coding region: 177-2654 (825 amino acids)
Biological process (GO): Mo-molybdopterin cofactor biosynthetic process
Molecular function (GO): molybdenum ion binding; molybdenum cofactor sulfurtransferase activity; pyridoxal phosphate binding
Source: RefSeq, a predicted model, not a curated record
UAGAAUUAUGGAGACAACGUGUCUGAAUUCUCAAACGUUUCUGAAUUCUGACUCGUCCCGAACUAGUUCCUCGGGAAGAAGCUAGAGGACAGGUACCCCUUAGCUCAUUCCAAUCUAUCUGCUGGUCAACAUUAGUGUUUUUAUCACCAUAUCCCAACCCUGAAAGUUCUCUGCAAAUGGACGGCAAGGAAGAGUUUCUCAAGGAAUUCGGUGACUUUUACGGCUACCCCAACGCCCCUAAGUCCAUCGACGAAAUUCGUUCCACCGAGUUCAAGCGAUUAGAAGAUACUGUGUAUUUGGAUCAUGCUGGAGCAACCCUUUACUCCGAGUUGCAGAUGGAAGCUAUCUUUAAAGAUCUUACGACUACUGUUUAUGGAAAUCCUCAUAGCCAAAGUGAUUCUAGUUCAGCCACUAGUGACAUUGUAAGGGAAGCACGCAGACAGGUCCUCGAUUACUGCAAUGCUUCUCAAAAGGAUUAUAAAUGUAUAUUCACUUCUGGGGCAACAGCUGCAUUGAAACUCAUAGGGGAGAACUUUCCCUGGAGCUGUAAGAGCACCUUUAUGUACACAAUGGAAAAUCAUAAUAGCGUACUUGGUCUUAGAGAAUAUGCUCUCAAUCAAGGAGCUGCAGCCUUUGCAGUUGAUAUAAAUGAGGCUGUGGAUCAGGGUGGAGCAUCUAGAAGCUCUCUGACUUCAUUUAAGGUGUUACAGCAUCCAGUGCAGAUAAGAAAUGAAGCAAAAGUUUUGGAAGGGGAGCUUACAGGUGAUGCUUACAAUUUAUUUGCCUUCCCCUCAGAGUGCAAUUUCUCUGGAAUGAGAUUUAGCCUUGAUUUGGUGAAUAAUGUUAAGCAAAAUGCAGAAAAAAUUUUGGAAGGCUCUCCAUAUUCAAAGGGACAUUGGAUGGUCUUAAUCGAUGCUGCAAAGGGCUUUGCAGCACAACCUCCCGAUUUGUCACUUUAUCCUGCAGAUUUUGUUGUAAUCUCUUUUUAUAAGUUGUUUGGCUAUCCAACUGGACUUGGUGCUCUCAUAAUUCGAAAUGAUGCUGCUAAGUUAUUGAAGAAGACCUAUUUCAGUGGAGGCACUGUUGCUGCUUCAAUUGCUGACAUUGACUUUGUUAGAAGAAGAGAAGCUGUUGAGGAGCAGUUCGAGGAUGGCACCAUUUCAUUUCUUAGCAUAGCAUCUAUUCGUCAUGGAUUUAAGAUAUUCAAUACCCUCACUACAUCUGCAAUGUGCUGGCAUACUAUGUCACUUACCAAGUUUUUGAAGAGGAAGCUCUUAGCUUUGCGACAUGAAAAUGGAGAAAGUGUCUGCACUCUUUAUGGCAAUUGUCCUCUGAAGGUUUCUAGGCAUGACUGUGGCUCUAUUGUCUCGUUUAACCUGAAAAGGCCAGAUGGCUCUUGGUUUGGGCAUUGGGAGGUGGAAAAAUUGGCAUCCUUAUAUGGAAUUCAGUUACGGACAGGAUGCUUUUGCAAUCCUGGUGCUUGUGCAAAAUAUCUUGGCUUAUCUCACUCAGAUCUUCUUUCUAACUUAGAGGCUGGGCAUGUUUGCUGGGAUGACAAUGAUGUAAUAAAUGGAAAACCAACUGGAGCGGUUAGAGUAUCUUUUGGUUACAUGUCAACUUAUGAAGAUGCUAAGAAAUUUAUUGAUUUUAUAAGAAGUUCCUUCAUAUCCAUGCCAAGUGAGUUUGAGAAACGGUACUUGCUCAGAUCAAAGUCAAUUCCAUGUCCAACUGAAGGCUUUGAAGAUCGACUAUCAAGUUCUGCUUGCCACCUUAAGUCUAUAACCAUCUAUCCAAUAAAAUCAUGCGCAGGGUUCAGUGUGAAUAGUUGGCCUCUGAGUGAUACAGGUUUGCAGUAUGAUCGAGAAUGGCUUCUUAAAAGCUUGACUGGUGAAAUUCUUACACAAAAGAAGGUUCCUGAAAUGUUCCUCAUUAAAACCUUCAUUAACCUCAAUCAGCAGAUAUUAUCUGUAGAGUCACCCCGUUGCAAAAGGAAAUUGCAGAUCAAACUAGACUCCAAUUCAUAUCUUCCUGGGAAAGAAGAGUUUUAUUUGCAGAGCCAAAGAUAUGAAGUCCAAUGUUAUGAAAAUGAAAUCAACCAAUGGUUCAGUGAUGCUGUUGGUCAACCUUGUACUUUAGUGCGGUGUUGCCAGUCCGAGUAUUGCUUCUCUUUGAACAAAAACAGAAGUAUGGGUAUGUGCAGAGAUGUGAACAGUAAGGUGAAUUUUGCAAAUGAAGCUCAGUUCCUACUGAUUUCCGAGGAGAGUGUGUCCGACCUCAACAACAGACUAUGCUCAAAAACUCAAAAACUCUCUUGUGGUGCCCCACCUAACGUCAACCCGAUGAGGUUUCGGCCCAAUCUUGUCAUAUCUGGAGGUGAACCAUAUGCUGAGGAUGGAUGGAGAAAUCUUAGAAUCGGGAACACAUAUUUUAGUUCAUUAGGUGGUUGCAACCGUUGCCAGAUGAUCAAUUUUUAUCAGCAAACAGGACAAGUUAAGAAGACAAAUGAACCUUUGGCAACUCUAGCAUCAUACAGGAGAGUAAAGGGGAAGAUUUUGUUUGGGAUAUUGCUCAGGUACGAUCCUGGUAAUAAGGCUAGGCUGGAUACAAAUUCGUGGCUUAAGGUAGGAGAUGAAGUUCAUCCAAAUUCGGAAUAAAAGGUGUUAAAACAAAAACAAGAACCUAAUAGAAGCACAUAUAGGGAAUAUUGCAUACUCCGAAUACAGUGGCAUACGCAUUCCUACAUAACACGACCACGGGCCAGACAGCAUGAAAACAAUUUUUUGUUAUUCCAUUCCUAGCAAAGAAAUAAAUGUCAAAUGACGAAUGGUAUACAGAUAUCUUGAUUACAAUAUUGAAACAAAGGCUGUUGCUUUAUUUGAUGCAAGUCUUCUGAAAUACUUAAUGUUCCAGCCAACUCUUGAGUUCGUUGCUGUUCAAAGUGUAUUAUAUAUAUAAAUAAUAUUCAUUUCUGAGCAUGAUUGCUUCCUAAA